Molecule: messenger RNA, 1146 nt
Organism: Charadrius vociferus (killdeer)
Lineage: Eukaryota; Metazoa; Chordata; Aves; Charadriiformes; Charadriidae
Gene: DENND10
Product: family with sequence similarity 45, member A
Exons: 9
Coding region: 1-1029 (342 amino acids)
Biological process (GO): protein transport; regulation of early endosome to late endosome transport
Cellular component (GO): late endosome
Molecular function (GO): small GTPase binding; guanyl-nucleotide exchange factor activity
Source: RefSeq, a predicted model, not a curated record
AUGACCAAGCAAAAAGACACCAACGGAGAUGCUUUGUGGGUUUGGUGUUAUCCAUCCGUAACAGCUGAACUGAGGAGUCUAUUGCUGCGCAAGUGCUGCCUUACAGAUGAAAAUAAACUGCUUCACACGUUUGUAUUUGGCCAGUAUAAAAGGUCAUGGUUCUACAUCACAACUGUGGAAGUUCAAGAUUCUCCAGCCUUGAAAAAGGUGACCCACUUCUCUGUUGUUCUGAUGGCCAAAGACUUCAACCCAGAGAAAUAUGCAGCCUUCACUAGGAUACUGUGUAGAAUCUACUUGAAGCAUGGAAGUCCAGUUAAAAUGAUGGAGAGUUACAUUGCAGUCCUUACAAAGGGGAUCUGCCAAAGCGAAGAGAAUGGGUCUUUCCUCAGCAAGGAUUUUGAUGCUCGGAAGGCUUAUCUUGCUGGUUCCAUCAAAGAUAUAGUAUCUCAGUUUGGAAUGGAAACAGUUAUCUUGUAUACAGCACUGAUGUUAAAGAAGAGAAUAGUAGUGUACCAUCCUAGAAUAGAAGCUAUCCAGGAGUUUACCAGGACUUUGCCUGCUUUAGUGUGGCAUCGACAAGAUUGGUCAAUUCUUCAUUCAUACGUACAUCUAAAUGAGGAAGAAGUGGAAGCCUUAAAAGCCUGUACAGGUUACAUUGCUGGAUUUACAGAUUCUGAAGUGAACAGUAGACCAGACCUCUAUGAUGUGUAUGUGAAUUUGGCAGAUAGUGAGAUCACAGUUUCCCCUGUAGUAAAAGAGGCAAUGACAAUGGGAAAACUUCACAAAGAAAUUGGACAACUAAUUGUUCAAUCUGCAGAAGAUCCAGAUAAAUCGGACAGCCAAGUCAUUAAGGAUAUUUCUCUGAAGACAAAAGAAAUCUUGGCUACUUUAGCCUCACUUACUGAAGUUUCCGAUGGCAAUGAAAAACCAACCCUUAACUCUGAGGCCCUGAAACAAAAGCGAUUUCCACCAGCCACAGAAAACUUCCUUUUUCAUUUAGCAGCUGCUGAACAAAUGCUCAAAAUCUGAUUUUGAUGCAGUGCAGUGUUAUGGACCAAUUUAAAAAUAUUGUCAUUGCCAUACAGAUAGGAAUACCUGAUAUUUUAUAUGGAAAAAUUAAAGGUAUAAGAGUGAAUGUUAUAUUUA